GGGCAGGUGACAUAACCUCGAAAGGCAUUUGCACGUUUGUUUUGAUCAUGAACAUUGUGAAAAACUUGCUGAAAACGGUUGUGCCAGCGCCCCAGAGAGCUCACAUGCACUUGUCAGCUGCUCUGGGGACGAAUUCAUUCAAUUUCGGCCCACGGAAAUGGGAGCGGCAUAACAAAACCAUAUUUCCGCCUGAGGAAGGAGUCACUCGACCGGCGUACGUGUGUCACAUCAAGAAGAACAUUCGCUACAGCCCCGAAAAGAUGUGGUACGUGGCGUGCCUGGUGCGUGGCAUGUCCGUGGACGAGGCGGUGAAGCAGCUGAGCUUUGUGCUGAAGAAGGGCGCCAGGGACGUGAAAGCGGCUAUUCUGGAGGCGCAGCAGCUGGCCGUGGAGAAGCACAAUGUGGAGUUCAGGAGUAAUCUGUGGGUGGCCGAGAGCUUCGUGGGCAAAGGCAGGUACUUCAAGGGCGUCCGGAGGCACGCGCGGAGGCGCAUGGGUGUGGUGGAGUACAAACACUGUCACUAUUUCGUGCGACUGGAGGAGGGGCCACCGCCGGAGCACUACUAUCCGGCCAAUCUGACGCCGCAGGAGCAGCUGGACAAGUGGCUGGACAAGAUGAGGAAGAGGAGAAUCACGGGAUCGCUUUAAGAGUGUGUUUUGCGUAUUAGUAAAAGUAGUUUUUGAGAACCUUCAGCAGAUGUUUGCUCAGCAAUUCACCGGGAACAAAAAGCACAUAAAAGAUGUGCGACUUGCGCAAAUAACUUUGUAAAUUGGUAACGAUCAAGAGACUGAUGGUCAAUAUUGGCUGAAGAGAUCACACGAAGGUUGUGUUGGAGGACAAAUUUUGCUUGAAAUCAUCUCUGAAUUAAAUUUCCAGGAAAAUCUCUGUCCUG
This is a messenger RNA of Phlebotomus argentipes, 892 nucleotides long. RefSeq names its product large ribosomal subunit protein uL22m (gene mRpL22). NCBI's taxonomy places the organism in Eukaryota, Metazoa, Arthropoda, Insecta, Diptera, Psychodidae. The record is from RefSeq and is a predicted model, not a curated record. Gene Ontology annotation, biological process: translation; ribosome assembly. The coding region runs from base 48 to 647 and encodes 199 amino acids. Gene Ontology annotation, cellular component: mitochondrial large ribosomal subunit; ribosome. The transcript is spliced from 2 exons. Gene Ontology annotation, molecular function: structural constituent of ribosome.